This is a messenger RNA of Cyclopterus lumpus (lumpfish), 3539 nucleotides long. RefSeq names its product lon peptidase 1, mitochondrial (gene lonp1). The transcript has 21 exons. The record is from RefSeq and is a predicted model, not a curated record. Gene Ontology annotation, cellular component: mitochondrial matrix. NCBI's taxonomy places the organism in Eukaryota, Metazoa, Chordata, Actinopteri, Perciformes, Cyclopteridae. Bases 106 to 3078 code for a protein of 990 amino acids. Gene Ontology annotation, biological process: mitochondrion organization; chaperone-mediated protein complex assembly; protein catabolic process. Gene Ontology annotation, molecular function: single-stranded DNA binding; ATP binding; ATP hydrolysis activity.
AUCUCAAGCUAGCCUAUCAGCUUGUCGGUGGAGCACUACGUCAACAAACACCGACGGAAGUAGGUCGCUCACAUGCUGAUGCUGUAAUAACAGAAAGCUCCAGAAAUGGCGACCUGCGCCAAGAUGAUCCUCGCUGCUAGACACCUGCACAGAAAACUAAACUGGUCUGGGGGGUUCAGGACCAGCAGCAGCCGCCCCGGCUCAUCAGCCCGGAGCUGGCUCCACUCUCCCCGGUCCUUCUCGAACAUUCCGGUCAGCACAGCAAUGACAGAGGGCUGCAGACUGGCCAUCACUCGUCACCGGUGGAUGCGGGUCGGGGUCUUUCUCCGUGGACAAACCGAUUUCCUCACGCCGGCCUCGCGACCCUCUAUGAUUCAGCACCGGAUGUUCGGGAACCGGGUGGGCAACGCGGGCUUCUCCGGGCAGGACGGCGGGGACAGUGCAGGCUCCGGGGGAGAAGAGUCUGGGGGAGAUGGGGGAGUGCCCUAUGGCCCCCAGAUGACCGCCCUCACCCCCAUGAUGGUCCCGGAGGUGUUUCCCAAUGUGCCGCUGAUCGCUGUGAGCAGGAACCCGGUGUUCCCCCGCUUCAUCAAGAUCAUAGAGGUGAAGAACAAGGCGCUGAUGGAGCUGUUGAGGAGGAAGGUUCGUCUGGCUCAGCCAUAUGCUGGAGUCUUCCUGAAGAGAGAUGAUCAUGAUGAAUCAGAUGUGGUGGAGUCUCUAGAUGCCAUCUAUUCUACAGGGACCUUUGUUCAGAUUCAUGAGAUGCAGGACCUGGGAGACAAGCUGAGGAUGAUCGUCAUGGGACACCGCAGGAUCCAUAUCACAAGACAGCUGGAGAUGGAGCCGGAAGAGGCAGCUACGUCCCCUGUGUGCUCAGAGUCUGAGUCAGAAUCCCAACCCAAACUUCCAUCGAGACGCAAAGCCAAACGCAGCCGCAAGGACCAACAAGGUUCUCUUACGGAGAAGCUUGAGGACAAGAUUUCAGAAGCAGAGCUGAGUCCAGAGCUUCAGCCUCUACCCUCCUCCAACAUCCUGAUGGUAGAAGUGGACAACAUUCAGCAUGAACAGUUCACAGUCACAGAGGAGGUCAAGGCGCUGACAGCCGAGAUAGUGAAGACCAUCAGGGACAUCAUUGCAUUGAACCCCCUCUACAGAGAGUCGGUCCUCCAGAUGAUGCAGGCCGGUCAGAGAGUGGUUGAUAAUCCCAUCUACCUCAGCGACAUGGGAGCAGCGCUGACGGGAGCAGAGUCCCAGGAGCUCCAAGACGUCCUGGAAGAGGUCAAUAUCCCGAAGCGUCUCUACAAGGCUCUGUCUCUGCUGAAGAAGGAGUAUGAGCUGAGUAAACUGCAGCAGCGACUGGGCCGAGAGGUGGAGGAGAAGAUCAAACAGACCCACAGGAAGUACCUGCUCCAGGAGCAGCUCAAGAUCAUUAAGAAGGAACUCGGUCUGGAAAAAGAGGACAAAGACGCUAUCGAGGAGAAGUUUAGAGAGAGACUCAAUGAGAGGACUGUCCCACAACACAUAAUGGACGUCAUCAAUGAAGAACUCAACAAACUGGGACUUUUGGACAACCACUCCUCAGAGUUCAAUGUAACCCGUAACUACCUUGACUGGCUGACCAGCAUGCCCUGGGGUACCAACAGUGAAGAGAACGUAUCAUUGGAAAGAGCCAAAGAGGUUCUUGAAGAAGAUCAUUAUGGAAUGGAUGAUGUAAAGAAGCGCAUAUUGGAAUUUAUUGCAGUCAGCCAGCUGCGUGGGUCCACCCAGGGGAAGAUCCUAUGUUUCUAUGGCCCCCCAGGUGUAGGAAAGACCUCCAUUGCCCGCUCCAUAGCUAGAGCCCUCAACAGACAGUACUACAGGUUCAGCGUGGGAGGCAUGACUGAUGUGGCUGAGAUCAAAGGACACAGGAGAACGUAUGUUGGAGCAAUGCCAGGGAAGAUUAUCCAGUGCCUGAAGAAAACCAAGACAGAGAACCCUCUGGUGCUGAUAGAUGAGGUGGAUAAGAUGGGUCGUGGUUAUCAGGGAGAUCCAUCCUCCGCACUACUGGAGCUUCUGGACCCUGAACAAAACGCCAACUUCCUGGACCACUACCUGGAUGUUCCUGUAGACCUGUCAAAGAUUUUGUUUAUCUGCACGGCCAAUGUGAUUGACACCAUCCCCGAGCCUCUCAGAGACCGGAUGGAGAUGAUCAAUGUGUCUGGAUAUGUUGCCCAGGAGAAACUGGCUAUUGCUGAGCAUUACCUGGUCCCUCAGCUCCGCUCUCACUGUGGUCUGACGGAGGAGAAAGCCUCCAUCUCCUCUGACGCGCUUAGUCUGCUCAUCAGACAGUACUGCAGGGAAUCGGGAGUCAGAAACCUGCAGAAACAAAUUGAAAAGGUUUUCCGUAAAGUGGCGUUCUGUAUCGUCAGCGGUGAACAAACCACAGUCACCGUUACCCCCGACAACCUGCAGGUCUAUGUGGGUAGACCUAUCUUCACAGUGGAUCGAAUGUACGAUGUCACCCCACCAGGAGUGGUUAUGGGGCUGGCAUGGACUGCUCUUGGAGGCUCAACGUUGUUUAUCGAGACUUCUCUACGCCGCCCUUCUGGAGGAGUCAACUCUAAAGGAGAGGGGUCACUGGAGGUUACAGGUCAGCUGGGUGAUGUAAUGAAGGAAAGUGCAAAGAUUGCUUCAACCUUUGCCAGAGUCUUCCUGAUGACCCAGGAACCAGACAACCCCUUCCUGGUCAACUCCCACCUGCACCUGCAUGUCCCUGAGGGGGCGACUCCCAAGGAUGGACCCAGCGCUGGCUGCACCAUUGUCACAGCACUGUUGUCCCUGGCAACCGACCGGCCGGUGCGUCAGAACGUAGCCAUGACUGGUGAAGUGUCACUGACCGGCAAAAUACUGCCAGUCGGUGGAAUUAAAGAGAAAACUAUCGCUGCCCGCCGUGCUGGUGUAACUUGCAUCAUCAUGCCAGAUGAGAAUAGGAAGGACUUCUCUGACCUGCCCAACUACAUCAGCCAGGGCCUAGAGGUUCACUUUGUGGACCACUACAGCCAAAUCUACCCCAUCGCCUUCCCACAGGACCAGUCUUAACCGGCUUUACAGCACUAGAAUCAAGGCAAGAUGGACUAAGACAUUUCUUCUGGUUUGUUACCGGACAAGACGGAUAAGAUUGGCAUCUGGUUGUAAUUUUCGUAGAUGUGCAGUUUGGCAGGACGUGAUCUCUUCCAGAGGAACAGCUGACUUCAUGUGAGAGGAAACAACAUCACUGAACUAAAACAUGCAGCCAGCUGUGCCACAGAGGGACGACCACAGUGAAGUCAUGGUGAUGAUGAACACUGGUCGGUUAUCACAGGAUAUGAUGUCAUCAAUAACUGAGGUUGAGGGGACAAUCUUGCUGCCAGGCAGCCUCUUUACCCACAGCUCUCAUUACAUAGGGCUUGGAGGGACUCUUUCACAGAUUUCUUAUAUUAUUUUUUAUUAAUCUUGGCCAGAUGUGAAGAUGAUGUUGAAAAAAAUUAAAUCAUAAAAGCAACUUUGUCUUUACUAAUCGA